Molecule: messenger RNA, 849 nt
Organism: Nanorana parkeri
Lineage: Eukaryota; Metazoa; Chordata; Amphibia; Anura; Dicroglossidae
Gene: LIME1
Product: Lck interacting transmembrane adaptor 1
Exons: 6
Biological process (GO): B cell receptor signaling pathway; T cell receptor signaling pathway
Source: RefSeq, a predicted model, not a curated record
CUUGUUAUAGCUAUUAGGUGCAAGUUGCCACUAUGGCUCCGCGUCCCGUGAUUUCUUCACCCUCAGGUCACAUCCUCCCUGCCCUCUUCUCUGCGCUGGGUCUGUUUCUUCUGCUGUGCGGGCUGUGCGCCCUCUGCAAGAGAAGGAGGAAGAGGAGGUUAAGGAAUGUCCGUCCCAACGGAGUGGCCCUUGUGGAUGUGACCCUGCUGCGUCAGACCCAGCUUCGGUCUCUCAGCAAAUCCGACACCAGACUCCAUGAAAUCAAAAGGCCUCGACUCCACGAUCCCCAGCUUCGGCCAGUCAGCAUGGACCCGCUCUACCACUCUCCAAACUGGCAGUGCGCUGCCGCUGAGGAAGAUGCCACCUACUCCAACCUGACCUACACCCCUGCGCCCCUAAAGACCUCCCUGUAUGAGUGUGUUGGCUCUCGCACAGAGAUUGAGAGCGUGCCGAGCGUGUCCCAGGAGGACGAGGUAACGGCCGAGUAUGCUGUCGUGUGCAAAAUAAAGAAGGGGGUGAGCUCGGGGGUGCAGGAAUCCAGGAAAGAGAAGAAAACUCAGCCACAGAGAGCUUCUGAAGAGCCCAUCCUUCCGCAUAGGCCGGACGACCUGGACGACCUUCAGAUUGACCAACCAGUGGAGGACCUACCUAAACAAGCCAGUAAUUUAUAUCCAAUAAGGCAGUCUCCUAUCCUGCCUAUCAGGGGCCCGGAUUCCGAACGCCUCCCGCCGAUCAAGAAGGGCGCAGCCAACGAGAACGCUCAGGGCUCUGUAAACGCAGUUUUCGAGCGCCCUCCGCAGCCGGCGUACGCUCCUGAGCAGCCUGAAGAGAAUCUAUACGAGAGUAUAU